Equus caballus (horse) is the source of this 12305-nucleotide messenger RNA. The record is from RefSeq and is a predicted model, not a curated record. Lineage: Eukaryota; Metazoa; Chordata; Mammalia; Perissodactyla; Equidae.
GACGUCCACGCCCCUUCCCUGCGGCUGGGAGGUUGACGAAGCUCAGCUCCAUCGCCAGAGCCAUAGAAAGUCCCCCGGCUUUUACUUCUAGCCGAGUGGGAGUGUGACCUCGUCGGCGCUUUCACCGCCUUCUUUCUCAGGCCUCGCCCCCUUUUACGCUGGCAGCUGUGAAACUCCGGAGCCUGGAUUACGGCUACCGAGUCUGCUGAGCGGCUCGGCGCGGCGCAGUGCGCAGGCGCGAGCGGUUGGGUCCAGACGCGGGGCGCUCGGUUGAAGCGGGAGUGAGUUUCCUGGGCGCCGAGACCGGCAGCGGGCGAGCGAGUGAGCGAGUGACCGAGCUUUGCCGCCAUGGCAGCCCUGCGCUACUCGGGCCUGGACGACACGGACAGCGAGGACGAGCUGCCCCCGUGCUGGGAGCAGAGAACCACCAAGGACGGCUGGGUUUACUAUGCCAAUCACACUGAGGAGAAGACUCAGUGGGAACAUCCGAAAACGGGAAAAAGAAAACGAAUAGCAGGAGAUUUGCCGUAUGGAUGGGAACAAGAAACUGAUGAGAACGGGCAGGUGUUUUUUGUCGACCAUAUAAACAAAAGAACUACCUAUUUGGACCCGAGACUGGCCUUUACUGUGGAUGAAAAUCCUACAAGGCCCACCACCAGACAAAGAUAUGAUGCCAGCACUACCGCCAUGGAAAUACUCCAGGGCCGGGAUUUCACUGGCAAAGUGGUCGUGGUGACUGGAGCUAAUUCAGGAAUAGGGUUUGAAACUGCCAAGUCUUUUGCCCUCCAUGGUGCACACGUGAUCCUGGCCUGCAGGAAUAUGACAAGAGCCAAUGAAGCUGUGUCACGCAUUUUAGGAGAAUGGCGUAAAGCCAAGGUAGAAGCAAUGACCCUGGACCUUGCUCUGCUCCGUAGCGUGCAGCAUUUUGCUCAAGCGUUCAAGGCCAAGAAUGUGUCUCUUCAUGUGCUUGUGUGCAACGCAGCAGCUUUUGCUCUACCCUGGAGCCUCACAAAAGAUGGCCUGGAGACCACCUUCCAGGUGAACCACCUGGGGCACUUCUUCCUCGUCCAGCUCCUCCAGGAUGUCUUGUGCUGCUCAGCCCCUGCCAGGGUCGUUGUGGUCUCCUCGGAGUCCCAUAGAUUUACCGAUAUUAACGAUUCCUCGGGAAAACUAGACUUUAGCCGACUUUCUCCAUCUAAAAGUGACUACUGGGCCAUGCUGGCUUACAACCGGUCCAAACUGUGCAACAUUCUCUUCUCCAAUGAGCUCCAUCGUCGCCUCUCUCCGCGUGGGGUCACGUCGAAUGCGGUGCAUCCUGGAAAUAUGAUGUACUCCUCCAUUCAUCGCAACUGGUGGGUGUACACACUGCUGUUUACCUUGGCCAGGCCUUUCACCAAGUCCAUGUGCUGAUUGUGAUCCAGUUUCACCACCCACUACUGGCUUCAUCACUCAGUGUAUCACGGUCUAUCCUUUGAAAAUUGCUGCUCUAGAACUGCCCGAUCUGCUCCCAUCUGAUGAACGUUCACUGAGUGCCUCAGGUGCUGACUUAACGGGUAGAAAAUGCAAAAGUGAGUAAGUCAUUAUCCUUGGCCUUUGGGCACUUGCGUUAAAAGGGACAGAGAUAUACAAAAUGCUAGAGUGAGGUGAGGUAGGGACCACUGGGCACAUGCUUUUCUGUCUUGGAGGUAGAUACAAGCGUAGUUAGAUGAAGUUGUGGAACAGAACUGACAUCUUUACUGAGCCUUGAAGGAUUUGUGGGAGGUGAACAUGGAGACAAAAAAAGGAGAAAAUUUAGGUAGACUUUGCAGCAAUGGUAGGGCUAGGAUUAGGGACAAAAUUAAGAGGGGGUGCUAAAAAACUCAGUAAUCAAGAUAAAUAAGAUUUUAAUACAAUGUUUCAGAAAAUCAAAAUUAAUGCCAAAAUAUCUUGAUGAACAAAAUUUCAAAUUUUAAAUCAAAAUAGGAUGAGUGUUAUAGCAAAGGCUCAAGUAAUGCACGUGGAUUUGUGGUGAGCCUCGCAGGAGGUGAAGACAAACGAGUCCACUGGGGGCCUGGCUAAGGAUGCAGGAUCGUAUGAUCUCAUAUUAAAAUUGAUGAUGAUGAUACAAAAAAAUCUAACAUUUAUUGAGCUGCUGCUAUAUGCCAGGACCUGUGCUGUGUACCUUAUCUAUGUCUCUCAUUGAUUCUUUGAGAGUGGUAUUCCCUGUUAUUAUGGAGGUAGCUUGGCGGGAAUAAAUAACCUGCUCCAGGCCAUAUAACUAAAAGACAGUGGGGUGGAGUGAAGCGCCCAAGCUCUAAAUUCCUACUACCCGUGGCCUCUGUUGGCUCCAAGUUAUGUCUGGGCUUCAGAGAGGCCAUUUUUGUGGCAGCAGGAAAGUGAAGAGAUUUUUAGCACAGAGACCAGUAGAGAGGCUGAAAGAGUUGGCCUUUUAGAAAUUUCGUCGGCCUGUACAAAGACAGUUUGGGGGCCAGGAGGCAAGAGAAAUGAUGCUCCAGAUAUUGCAGAAGUAGAAGUAGAAACAACUUUUGAUGUGUUAACUGAAUAUGGGAGAUAAACGGGCAAGAAUACGUUCAUUUGUGGGUGAAUUUGUUGACAUGUCCAUAUAUACAUGCGUGCAUAAACAAACAAACAAGUAAAGGAAAAUAUCUGAAGUUAAGUUUUAUUUAGUGCAUAGCAAAUUAUUAUCCUGUCUUUUCUUUUUUAAAGCAGGAGCAUUAAAUUCUUGCCUUAGGGAUAUCUGUUAGAGGUGAUAUGGGACUAUAUUUUAACAUAAUUUAAAGAAUUUUUCCUUCAGAUAGGUAUGUUGUUCAUUUUUAUAAGUAAUUACUAGAAUUGUGAAUCUGUAGCAUCUCAGAAACAUCUUAAUAUAUCUUUUUGUUGAUGACACUGAAUGAAUGAUGUAAGAUAGAUUCUGAGAAGAGAAUAUUUAGAAUAUCCACGUGUCACUUCUAUAAUAUGUAUAAAAAUUAUCAUGCCUAUUCAUUAUUUAAAUAGCUGUGGCCUUUUAGUGAAUACCAACAUUAACAAACCAUGUUAACCUGAUUGAAAAUAUGUAAUGAAGUUUGCAAUGCCGUCUGAUGACAGAACUAUCAAAUUAGCGCACACAGCAUUGACUGAUCAUCCUUAUAAAGAGCUACUUGCAUUGUGAACAGGGAAGAUGCACAUCCCCAUGUGGGCUGGCAGCAUUUCUGCAAGCACUGUCUUGAACGAGGCCACUGGAAGGAUGGUUUAUUCGACGCUGAAGUGUCAUACAAUGUGUGCCCAUCCUACGAUUGUAAUCUGCUGUGCACUUAGGGGAGGUGGCAUAUGUUCAGACAGACUGGUAAUGUUCUCUCUGGCUGUGUGUCUGUCUGCCCCUUUUUGUUUGUUUUGUUACUGUUGUCAUCAUUAAAGGCCUUUCCAGGGCCUUCCUCAGAUCUCAGAUGACGGCUCUUCCAAAGCAGGAUUAUCCAGGGGUAGCAAAAGCUCUCCUAUAAAUUUGCCAUUUCACCACUUUGAAUAAAAUGGCAAAACGCUUUUUCAUUCAGUCCAGGUUUGCUGUUUGUUCUCUUGGUUCUUUCAAAGUAAUGACUAACUACAGGUCUUUCUUAGGGUACAGAGCUUCACUCUACAAACGUCGCUUCAUGACUUGCACAUUUGUUCUGAGUGAGUGAGAGUGAAUUCCACCAAAUUAGUGGAUGAAAAUAUAAAACCUGUUUUUUUUUUUUUUGAAGUCACAUUUUUUUUUUUCUCCCACAUACUAACCUUUCUUUUGGGAAAUCUUAAUAGCCCUUCUUACAAGACUCUCUGCUUUUAUAACUUUCAUGGGAUCACAGAGGGUACAUAUAAACGGAAUGUGAACUUAGCAGCUUUCACUGGACUCAGGAACCUUCUUGACUCCAUGCUGGAGGUCACAUUCCCUUGUUUCCAGAUGAGGAAACUGAGGAAUCCCCCAGAGAUGAAGGGUGCCCUGCUUGAUCUUGUCAAACUUGGUCUACAGACUCUGUUUCAGUAUUUGUUUUACCUUCUCCCAUUACCUAUCAAUUCGUUAUUUUGUUUAAUUGGUAUAGCAUUGUUUGACUUAAACUUUUUUAAAGUUUUUUAUCUUACAAAUAUAGCAUAUAUGGUCAUUUAAAAUUAUAUUAUUCAGCAUUUGAAAAAUAAACAGAAUGUAAACCACCUAAUAUUUUAGAAUUAAUAAAAGAAGGACUGUGACAUUAAAAAAUGUAUAUGUCUAGCUAUAUUUAUAUAUGUAUACAUACCCAGGAAUACAUAUAUAAACUCACGUGAAUACUGGCAGAUACUGAUAGGUGGUGCUAUGUUUCACCUGUGUGUAGGCUCAGGGUGGAAUUAGUUUGUAGAAUAUGAAAAAAUAAAGUGAUGGAAUGAUUAGUACAUCCUUAUGAGGUCCAGCGAGGAAAAAAGCCUUAAUUUCCAACAAUUUCCAUUCCCUGUCUCACCUCAGUAUUUAAUUUACUUCACUUACAUGACUACUUGAAGUUUUCCCAGGUCAGUCACUCCUGUUAAUUAUAACCUAGAGGGAUGAUAUUAGUCAACUGAUGGAUUACAGUAUCCAAAUGGAGCCAGCAGAUGACUUUGGACGAACUGAUUCCCAAGCAGUAGGAUGAAUGGAGGCGUCCCUUAGCGGUCUCAGGCGGCCAGUUUGUCAUAAGCUUAGAGAUGAUCUAGGAUAAGCCCAUUAGUUUAGAGAUUAAGAAACUGAACCCUGAAAUGUCAAGAGACCGUUUCAAGUUCACACCGAAAGACGGUUUUCACUGCACUAUGAGACUUCCACCUAUUUCAUGUUUUAGCUGACGUGACAUCUCUAGUCUUUUGAAUGAAUACAUAUUUCUUGCAUAACUGGAUAUUUCGAAGCUGUCUAGCAGUUAAGCAUUGUGUUACACUUCAGUUAGUUGGCAAUCUGUGUCUCCUGAGGGGAAGGGGCCAUGAUGUUCCAGGAUUUCAUCUUUCAUCAUGAGAAGCAACUUCCUACUCUUCUUCCUCUUCAUCUUCUUCCUUUUCUCCAGCCAUUGAGGUCAUGUGUGAUAUCUACCAUUUCACUUAGUUUUGCUUUUCUUCACAUUUUCUUUGAAAUAUGAGCAUGCAAGUAUUUAUGGUGCAUGGUUUAACUGGAAGCUAUCAGGCAUCAAUGGCUUUUUAUGGGGCAAAAUUUACUUUCUGCACUUGUCUGUGCCAUUUUUACAGACUGCUGAUACUCGCCAAUGGAUAUUCUUGGAAAUCAUCUUCUAGUUUAAAUGCAGUUAAGUAUUUAAAAAUAAUAUCAGUGACUUAUUUGCAUUUUCACUCAGCCAGAAGGCCUACUUGAUGUUACAAAUGAAAAAUUGCAAGACAAUUUUAAAAUCCCAAGAAACUGUAUGUAAUAGAAUAAUGAAUGACUUUCUCCUAACCCAUUGCUCCAUGACAAGGCUCCUCUAAACUGACUUCGGAACAUCUCAGAACCGUCUUUGAUGAGCUUGCCCUCAUUUUGCCUUUUUUAUUAAUUAAUUAUCCCAAAGUCUAGCUGCGUAGUAACUGGAAUGCUUCUUUGUUGCCUAUAGAGAUUGACAUUGUUCAGUUCUAGAAGCCAUUUCAUUUUGAUUCUUUACCUCUCGGUUUCAGUAAUUUCUGUUUAUCCAGGACAAAGAGCCACAGCUCCUGAGCUUCUAACCAGGGUGGGUUCUGAAGCUCUAUGGGGGUGUGUGUGGGUGAUAGAGCUUGGAAUGUCACAGGUAGAUUUGCCAUCAUAGGAGACAUCUGCUUGCCUUGUAUACGUAUUUUUAUUGACAUACACAGUUAGGAAAAUUCAAGAAAGCAAAGUUUAAAGAAUAUUUUGAGAGACAGAGAAAUACCUAAUUGUUUCUCUUUAUGUAAAUCCAAAGUAAUUUUCUCUCAGAAGAGGACUAAACAGACACUUUGGCUCUCUCUUCUCUCUCUGAAUUAAUCAAGUGUGUUUGCUGCCUUUACUCACUCAGCUGGAAACCACUGGCUUGCAGGACUCCAGGCUCCUGCGAUGUGCCAAGAGGUAAACACAGGGACCCCCGAGUAUGGAGAUGACACAGAAUAUUCAUAAAGUCAGGCUGCUCGCUUCCCAGGAAGGUAACCCUGCAGCAAGCUGUGUUUCUCUAGUGUCUGUAAAACCCGGUCCACACAGCAGCUCUAUCUGUGGGUGAUGGGGAUUUUGCUGAUGGUUUUAAAAUCAGGGCUAGUUUAUUAUUAUUACUAUUUUUAGGAUCUUUUAGUAUACACUUUUAUGAGUGGUAUUAAACCACAGUGUUUUCAGCAGGAAUGAAGUUGAAUGCCAUCAUUUUCCUGGAUGUCACUUUGCUCCCUUGACUUUAACUUCUUUGCUAUCACUUAGCACAUUCAUUGUGUCUUUUUAUAAGAAUUCAUCCUUACUUUUCAGUUAUGGAGCUGGGUUGGGGGUGGGAUCUACUUGCAACAAUGUAGAAAUGGAAAUGCAUGUCACACAGGUGUGGUGUCAGUUAGUUACCUUAGAAAGUAAAAGCCACCCAUUUAUUCUCAAGGUAGCAUUUGAAGUCUUCUGUAUGUCUUUAAGAAGCUGGCUUAGGAGGGAAGCAAUGAGUAACAAACAUCAUUUUCGUGUUUUUCAAUAGGUUCUGGGUAAUCAGCUUGUAAACAUGCAUCUAAAUGCACUCUAUUAACUUAUAAUAAGGCUUAUUCGUUCCCAUAUUUGAAUUGACUCUUAAGUGUGGGCGACAAUAUCAGAUAGAUUAAGACGUUCUUGGAAUACUCUGAUUCCCAGAGAGUUCACGUGGCUUUUCAUUGAAAUCGUAUUGAAAACCACAACUAUGUUUUAGGAUGGUCCUGUCUCUAGUGUUCUCAUUUGAGCGUCCUUUGGAUUAUUUUCAGAGUUACUUGGGUGCUACUCAAGGAGGGUAGAGAAGAAGCAUUUGUUGAGUGCCAGGCAAUAGGGCAGGUAUUUUUUAUAUGUUGUUUUACUUACUUUACUUCCCACAGGACCUAUUGAGUUUUGAGUAUUAUGCCCCCUUUACAGAUGAGGAAAUCAAGGCCUUGAGUGACUUGCUUCAGUCAUACAGCUAAUAAGAGGCUGAGCUGAGUAUCUGACUCACACGUGUGUCCCCUCCCCAUUGCAGCUUACUGCUUCUGUAAGUGUGUGCUCCUAUACAUGUCAAGGCUGCUGGGGACUCUGUCACUGAUCCCAGGGCUAAGCAUGGUUUUGUGGGACUGGCGUUGUGAGUCAAGCAUAAUAUUACUGCGAAAGGAGCUGGCCUGUCCCUCCGUUGUUUGGGAACCUCUGUGGUCAGGAGUAGGAUGGGGACACUUUGUAAGGCUGGGUCCAGUCCUGCCCUUUGAGACAUGUGACCUGAGGCCUGGAAGGAGUCAAGGACUGUAGCGUAUUAGUACACUGCCAUUUAACAUUCCUGAUUGCAGUGGGCCAGUUUGUGCUCUGUAUUUUCCUUCAUGUUUUCAAUUUAAUAAGCCAUCUUUCAGUGAAUUCUUUCUACGGCCUUCUCUCUCCUUUCCUCCUUAAAUACUAGUGCUUCCAGUGCACAGAUUUCUCCAGCCCUUACAGAGCAUAGGGCGGGGAUCAAUCUGGACUAGCCGUUCUGAAGCUGCUUGCUCCUUUUGUAGAGCGCAGCCUGAAUAACUCAGAUUUGCGAUUUGUAAGAGAGAAAACUGCCAUGGCAUAUGGCAGACAUGUCCAGUGACCUGCUACAUCCCUGCCUUUGAAGACCAAAGAGUAGAUUUGACCCAUUUUAAAAUAUGAACUGUUAUAUAUUGUGAACCAAUCCAGGUGACCUAGCAAAGAUCGGACCUACAAGGUGGAGUGAUCCUUGAGCAAGUCAAUAUUAAUUAUUAAACUGAUGCUUUAUUUGAGUUGAGUUUUUAAUUUGUUCUGUUAUAUUAGGAAGCCUCACUUGCAUCUCACUGCAAGAGUAGAAGUGUUUUCCUUGGAGAAUAAUGCUGAUGCCAGAUAUCAGUAAGGAUGUGGAUGUUGCUAAUCUCAUUUAUCAAAUUCUCGCCACAGAUGCAAUCCAUGCUACAGCCUGAGUUUCAUACUUCACUAGUGGGCAUCCGGCACAGCACUGGUGGUCCUCAAACUAGCUGAUCGUUACUAUGUUGCCUUCAUGUGAGUGUGGUGCUACCACAAAUGUGCAGAAUUCCAUGUUUGAUAUAUUUUUUAAAAACCUGAUAAAAUGACGUGAGUGCCUAUUUCACAAUCCAUGAAAACUUUUACUUUCACAAAUACUUCUUUUAAAUCAGAGAGCUCACCUACCAAAUUCUGGUUUCUCCUGGGUGUCCUCUAUUUUACCACAGGCCCUCCUAGCAUCUGAGUCACCACCCACUGCUCUUGCAUUAUCAUUUACUCAAAUGAGGAACUAAUUAGAAAGGCCAGAAAGCGGGGGAAGAAAAGUGGCAAUGUAUUUGGGGAAGGUAGAGAAUUCUGGGCCUAAGAAACCCAUCCAGACAAGCCAAAUGUGUGUGUAGUUGGGACUCGAGAUCUCAUUUUCUGAAAGGAGAAAUAAAGACAAGCCCAACAGGGCCCUUUGCAAGGAUCCCCACAUGGGUAUGGCUAACCCACUGACGGGCCAGGCAGCCCGGAGCAGCUGUUAUUUCAGCACAAAGCUGUUUUCAAAAUCAGAGCCGUUCAGUCCAAAAUCCCUUACAGGUCAUGCCUGAAUACCUCCAAUGUGCCCCACGUAAAAAUACACUGCGAAGAGAUUGGACAUGCCCUGUGAAUUAUACCUUAUUUAUUAUCGUGAAGCCCUCCCUUUUUCCGUCAUGCUUUAGAAUUAUGGGCUGGAGCGGUUCUUAAUACUCUAUUUAUUUUAGGGGAGGAAAAUGUUUUUCUUUAACCACAACAUUCAUGCAAUACCAACUGCUGGCAGUUUCCCCAGCAUUUAAGGAAAUAUUGUUGUAAGGCUUUUAUGUUCUGUACUUCAAUCAGCCAAAGCCAGCAGUCUCCCAAUAGAAGGACCCUCAACAGACCAUUUUCCGCAUUUUGCUACAAUUAAACUCCUCUGGUUUUAGCCCUCAGGCAAUUUAGUACCUUUUUACAUAUGCACAUUAUGAACUUCUGACCAGGGUCUAGCAGUCAUAUAUUAGAGUCCCGCUCUUGAAAGCAGGCUUAACAAGUUCCUCUGAGUAUUGCAGUUGGAGCCAGUUGUGGAAAAGGUAAUUUAAGCAACUUGCAGCGAGGCCAUUCAGAAUCUCAGCGAUGAUCCUAAAUAUCUCUCUCUCUUGCUCACUCUCCUUUUUUUUUUUUUUUUUUUUGCCUUGUUUCCUCUGGAAGCUGGUAGCAAGAGCUUUCAAAGUGUGUGAUUGAUCUUUUAUUCAGUAGCUAACGAGGGCUGUGAUUCUAUUAGUGCGCUACAAGGCAAGAGAACAGUGAUUUAAUGAAGUGUCUAGUGAGCUGGCCAUAGAUUUAUCCUGUUGUCGCUAAUUUGCAGUGCCGGGGCGAGCGUAAAGGAAAGUGUACUCACACUGCUAUUAAGCAGGUAUUUCCUUAGUAAAUUGUUGUAAGGUCAGGUACAGUUAUCUCAGCAGAGGCGAUGCCUUACCUCUUCAGUGUCUGCAGAUGACAGCCGCCGUGCUGAGCGCUCACUGAAGUGGAACUGGGAGAUCAGAGGUCCGUCUCCAAGUCGCCCUGAGCAGAGGCAGGAGCAGAUGAACUGCCAAGUAGGAGUAAUAGAGUCAUAAUUGGUGAUUAGAACUGGAAAGGUGCAAUAACAUCUUAAUACAAACUGGCGUAUGUUAUAGUUACUGUCAGUUGUUGUAAACUCGCCCUGCCGCCUGGACUAGUUCCGUUUCCCCUGAUUAGCUCUGGGAAACGAGGCUGCGGGCACGGGGACACUCAUACCGAGAACAUCCAAACCAUGGCUGCUUCCCGGGGUCUUGCCCUGGCCCUGCUGUUUUUCUUGGGCACCAGCACUUGCCCUCCUCGGAAGGCACCAUGGUAACCUUUUCCCACCGCCCUGGGAGAACCGUGAUUUCAUAAAUGUCCUCUGAUCUCUCCCCUCUUUCCAGGCGCCCUGACAUUUAUGCACGCUGGCUUUGAGGCUCGUUGAACUUUUGUUUUAUUUGCCUUUGCAAAGGGAAGGUAUUUGCCUCAUGUCAAAUCCAUAUCCCACUGCAAUUCUGUGUUCACAGUAACGGAUUUGGUCUUGCUCUGCCAGAAAGAAAACAUGAAAGAAAAUAAAUACGUGGCACUGGGGAAUUUUGCAUUUGAGAUUGGCGUUUUUCUGGAUGCACGGGGAUAUUUCAAGUGCAACGCCCAUGUCUGAGGUGCCCUUGCAGGUGUGUGUGUAGGUGGUGUCCAUUCAUGGGGAAGGCUAAUUGAAGAAAUUCUUAAAAGACGCUUAAUGAAAUGCCAGGCUGGCUAAAAGGGCAACCCUUGAAAAACAAGGUGUCCAGCUGCAAAUGUAUACAUGGCCGGAGACUUUUCUAGGCUCUGCAGCAUAAUUAUUCUAUGAAUUCAUAAAGGAAGAAGCUAUGUAGUGUUGUCCAGACAUGCUGAGCGGCUGUCGCUAUUGAUAAACAGAGGUGACUGGUCAUUUGCAUUGUUUGAGUGGAGUAAGGCUUGCACGAUGACUUGAGCCAACAAUGAGAUGAAAUAAUGAGACAAUGUGCAUGGAUGCAUUUUAGUAAUCUGGUACCUAGUAGGUUCUCAAUUCAUCUUUUUUGAUUCUGUGGUUGUAGAAUCUGUUGGGCGAAGCCUUGUCAUUGGGUUCUCACCCUGGUCUGUAAAACUUGGGCAGUUCUAACACUUGCUUCACCCCAGGGCCCAUGUGUGUUACAUCAGUUAGGGUUUAUGGUCAAGUGAAGAGCUUAAAGGAGCGUGUAACGGGGCCCAGUUUGCAGAGGGUCACCUGGCUAUUAAAAAGGAUGAGUCAGACCUCCCGAUUUUCCAGUAUGGGCCUUGGGCCUCAGGACAGACAUGUUCAAUUUGUAGUGGUGGUGGAGCUGCCAUUUCUUCAAGGGGAUCUCCCUCCCAUGGAACUCAAAUAUCCGCUUGUGGGUCUGGAGAUCAGAACCUAGCAUGCACAGGCAGUGGCCUGUUGUGGAGUAGAUGGAGCUGAUCAGAGUACCCCUGCCUCACUGAGGGCCUGGCAGGGGGCUGGGAAUGGCUCUGACUGAUCUUUCAGAAGGAUGUGGCAUAAGGAAUGCUGAUGUGUAAGGCUCAUUACAGAGCAUUGUGGCCAAGGGGCACACUGGUAAUUUAAUACUAAACAGAAUGGAAAGGAGGGAAGAAAGGAAAGAAAGAAAAAAGGAGGGAAGAAGUUGGAGGGGUAGACAGAGAGGAGGUGGAGUGAGAGAAGGAGGGUCGAAGAGAGCAAGGGGGCUGGGGAGCAAGCUAGAAAGGUAGGGAUUAAAGAGCUAAUUGAGAGCAUAGCAAAAAGUCCACGCUCGCUGUUUCCUGUGGUCCACACAGAGCAACUCCACCCAGUGACAAGAGGAAUCAUAGUGCCCGGUGACUAGAAUUGAUUCAGUGCUUACUGUGUGCCCAUAUCUCAUUUAAUUGCCAUAGUAAUCCCCAUUUUCUAGAUGAUAAAGCUGAGUUUAAAGAUCACAUCAGAAACAAAGGCAGGCUUGGAACCCAGAUCUGUCAGUACUCCCCCCUCUAUCUGUGAAUACAGAAGCUCUGCCCCAUUCUUCCUGGGGAGGCCUGGCAUUUCUCUAAAGGUCUGACAACGGCUGCCCCUCCCGGUCAUUUCUGUCUGGGUCCCCAUUCAGUCCCCUUGUUGGACAAAUGGACAUUGCACUCUCCAUUCUGAUUUGAGGACACAUUGUUGGACCUUCAGUAAGGAAAAUCAGGGAAAGGAGAAGUGGAAUUAUAAAAAUUCUCAUUUCUAAAGUGGAUGAAUAAUCUGGGUUGGAAAUCAUACUGAUUUAGGUCUAAAAACCACUCAGCCUACCGUGUCAUUUCCUUAAGUGGCCUUGAGGGAAGAUUUGUUAAAGAACUGUCUGUUUUAUCCCAUGACUCCAAGCUCAGAGGUUGGGACAAUAUCCCUGAAUAAUGUGCCUUUUCACUAAUAACCACAUGGACCCAUAAUCUCUUAAUUUAACAUGCCUUCCAGGAAUGUGUUAAUAUUUUCCACUUACACAGCCUGUUUUGGUAAUAAGCUCCCCAUAUAAAUGCUCCUUGUAAAUAAUACCUGUCAUCAGAGGGCACUAGUAGUGUAAUCAAUUUAUGGUUUUUUAAAGUAUUCUACAUUUCAUGGAUUUUUUUCUCUUUAAGGAACUGAUCUGUACAAUCAGAGUGGCAUUCAGAUGGGCUUAAUUUAUUUUUAAAAUAAAACAGACUAGCAUCUCAGACACAAAAGGUCACAUAUUUUAUGAUU